Messenger RNA from Penicillium griseofulvum, 1014 nucleotides. RefSeq lists its product as uncharacterized. The transcript has a single exon. Lineage: Eukaryota; Fungi; Ascomycota; Eurotiomycetes; Eurotiales; Aspergillaceae. The record is from RefSeq and is a predicted model, not a curated record. The coding region runs from base 1 to 1014 and encodes 337 amino acids.
AUGGCAUCUACAAAGAAAAUCAUCGCAAUUAUCGGCGCUACCGGCACACAAGGAUCAUCAGUUGCUCGCACAUUCCUGCGCCUCCCAAAUUGGCAUGUUCGGUGUCUUACUCGCAAUCCAACUUCUGAGAAAGCCCGACAGCUCGCAGAACAGGGUAGCGAGGUAGUUGAGGCCGACCUCAACGACGAAGAAUCCCUACGUCGAGCCUUCGCCGGUGCAAAUGCCAUCUUCCUCAACACCGACUUCUGGCAACCUUAUCGCGAUGCACUCGCGUCUGGCGUCGAUGACCUGACAAGUGCCAAGCAAGGUUAUAAGGUGGAAGUCACCCACGGCGAAAAUGCAGCGAAUGUCGCUGCUACUAUUCCGACCCUGGAGAAGUUCAUUUACUCAGCUUUGGGCCCAAUGAAAAAGGCAUCGGGUGGGAAGUACUCGGAUUCACACCACUGGGAGACCAAGGCGCACAUAGUCGACUACAUUGAGACUCAGAAACCUGAAUUGGCAAAGAAGACAUCCUUCAUCUACGUUACUUGUUACAUCAGCAACCCGUUCCUGUAUCCCAAGUUCCAGCCGGAGAGCAAGCAGUUUGUUUCUGUCAUGCCUGCUAGAAAGACUAUGCGUAUGCCUAUCAUCGAUGCGGCUCGGUCGACUGGUCCGUUCGUGAGAGGUUUGGUGGAGGAUGAGGCCGCAGGGAUGAAGUUACUUGCUUACGACGAUUAUAUCUCUAUGGAAGAGUUAAUGAAGGUUUGGGCUCGGUUCCUUGGAAGGCAGGUUGAAUAUAUUCAGAUGACGGUCAAGGAGAUGAAUGAAAAGCUUGGUAUCCCGGUUGAGAUUUUGGGUGGUCCGGCAUUUGUUGAUGAGUUCGGGUACACUGCCGGACUGGAAAAUAUUGUUGAGCCUGCUCAGUUGAAGUCCCAUGUACAAGGUCAGAAGUUUGAGGAGUGGCUGAAAGGUCAGGAUGUUGCGGAAUUGCUUGAUUUGAAGGAGUCGAACAAUUGGGACGGGCUUAUACAAUAA